AUGUGCUAUCAUAGUGUUAUUACAUUCCGCAACAUCGAAAUUUUGAGACAAAACGGUGUACCGGAUUCGAAAAUUGUGUGGGUAUGUACUUAUUAUCCUCGGUUACUCGAGGCAAAGCCUGAUAGAUUAAAUGAGGUAUUGGAGGAUGUUAAGAAAAUUGGGUUCAACCCUUCAAAAUUCCAAUUUGUUAUAGCAAUUCAGGCAUUGAUGGCGAGCAAAUCAACAUGGAAAAGGAGGAUGGAGGUUUAUAGGAAGUGGGGUUGGUCUGAGGAAGAAACAAUGUUGGCUUUUACAAAACAUCCUUGGUGUAUGAUGAUAUCCGAGAAGAAAAUAAUGGUGGUGCUGAAUUUUUAUGUCAACACAAUGGGUUUGAUUAAGGAACCCAUUAGCAUAUGGACAUUGUUGGAUUCCACGGAGAGUUUGUUCCUCAAGAAGUUUGUGACCUGUUAUGAGGAAGCUCCUCAGUUGUUGAAACUAUAUCAAGAAAAAUUGGACCUUUCAAAAUUACAUGGUCGUGAUUAUGAUGGUAAGAGUGGCUCAUAUCUUCUUCCUAACUGA
Molecule: messenger RNA, 558 nt
Organism: Cornus florida
Lineage: Eukaryota; Viridiplantae; Streptophyta; Magnoliopsida; Cornales; Cornaceae
Exons: 2
Coding region: 1-558 (185 amino acids)
Biological process (GO): regulation of DNA-templated transcription; chloroplast organization
Cellular component (GO): chloroplast
Molecular function (GO): double-stranded DNA binding
Source: RefSeq, a predicted model, not a curated record